GGAAGGUGACUGGUAGACGUUAGAGAAAGAAUACAGGUGGAGGCGGUGAGCGUUGUUUGGUCUGGGCGGCUGGACGUGGAGCUGGAGGAAGAUGCAUGGAUAUCAAGUGCAUGGUGGAGUGGAAACGGAGUGGUUCCUGGAAAGACGAGACACCUCCAGAGUACCCUGGCCUAGACGAUUCUACUCAGGCCUUGGACCAGCCUCUUCCAGGAAGCCCUCAGGGUGCCAAGGGGUCAGCCUCCCUGCCCACCCCACGCCUCUGCAGUGGACCCUCACCUCAGCUCCAGCUUCCUAGCAUCAUGAGUGCCCCUCGCCCCUCCACACCAGCACCCGGCCUCGCUGAGGCUGCAGGGGGCACCCGGGCCAAAGGCGCUAGGCUGUCCCAGCGGCUGCCAUCCAUCGUGGUGGAGCCCAGUGAGGCGGGGGCCGUGGAGAGUGGAGAGCUGCGGUGGCCCCCAGAAGGUCCCCCAAGAGGGACCCCCCAGGGUCAGGCUGCUGCUGCUCCCCCAUUCAGGAGCUACUGGGCACAUACACGCUCCCCUCCCCGACUUCUGGGCUCCAGGAUGGGCAUGGGUUGGGGGAAGGGCAGUCAACCUUCAGUGAUGAGUGUGUGCCAGUGCCGCCCACCCAGCCCAGAAGGUGCCAAGAGGCAAAAGUGGGCCCUGAGGAACACAGGUACAAAUGGCCCUGCAGCUGCUCUGGUGUCGGUCUGGGUCAUUGCAGCCAGAGUGGACGUGCCCGUCCUGGACACCAUCGAGAGGGCCCCCCCCCCCUUUGCAACACUGACCUCAGAGACAUAG
Molecule: messenger RNA, 800 nt
Organism: Erinaceus europaeus (western European hedgehog)
Lineage: Eukaryota; Metazoa; Chordata; Mammalia; Eulipotyphla; Erinaceidae
Gene: LBHD2
Product: LBH domain containing 2
Exons: 5
Coding region: 96-800 (234 amino acids)
Source: RefSeq, a predicted model, not a curated record